This is a messenger RNA of Aspergillus thermomutatus, 945 nucleotides long. Its product is annotated as NADP-dependent oxidoreductase. The transcript has 2 exons. The coding region runs from base 1 to 945 and encodes 314 amino acids. NCBI's taxonomy places the organism in Eukaryota, Fungi, Ascomycota, Eurotiomycetes, Eurotiales, Aspergillaceae. The record is from RefSeq and is a predicted model, not a curated record. Gene Ontology annotation, molecular function: oxidoreductase activity.
AUGGCCCUCCCCAAAACAAUGCGCGCCCUCCUCCAGCCCUCCUUCGAGGAACCCCGUCUGGUCCUCAUUCCAGACCAUCCGGUCCCAACCGCCACAGAAGGGACAGACGAGCACCUCAUCCGCGUCCACUGCGUCAGCCCCUGCGCCAACGAACUCAACUGGGCCAAGUACCACCCCGCCCUUCAAGCCCGCGAGCAGAUCCCCUGCUACGACGUCGCCGGAACAGUAAUCACUGCACCUGCAUCGUCCGACUUCCAACCCGGUACAGAAGUCUACGCACGCUCGCACUUUCUCCGCCCCGGCUGCGCACGCGACUACGCCAUCGUGUCCGGCGGGGAUCUCGCGCGCCGUCCGCAGCAUCUGAGCUGGGCGGAGAGUACCUCCAUCCCGCUGAGCACGCAGACGGCGCUGCAGGCGCUGUUCGUGCAGUCGGGGAUCGGGGAGCUGGGCGAUGAGGCGUGGAAGGGGAAGAGGUUGGUGCGGUUGGCGGGUGCGACGGUGACUGGGACGUGUGGGCCGCGGAAUGUCGAAUUUGUGAAGUCGUUGGGAGCAAGCGAGGUGAUUAACUACCGGGAGAUGGAUCUGAAGGAGUGGGGCCAGAGGCCGGAGCAUCAGGUUGAUUUGGUGGUCGAUUGUGUUGGCAAGAAGUCGUUGGAAGAUGCGUGGUGGUGUGUCAAGGAGGGUGGGGUUCUGAUCAGCAUCUUCCAGCCUCCAGAGCAGGUGCAGCCUGAGGAGUGCAAGGGGAAGAAUGUCCGGAAUCUGUUCUUCAUCGUGUCGGCGAAUCGAGUAGAUCUGGAGAAGAUCACGAAGCUGGUGGAGGAGGGCAAAUGUCGGGGUGUCGUGGACAGUGUUUGGCCUCUGGAGCAGUUCGAGGAGGCCUUCAAGCGACUGGAUGAGGGACAUGCUAGGGGAAAGAUUAUCCUGGAUCUAUCACUGAAUCAGUAG